AUGGAUUGGGUAUUAAAGGGAAUGAACGCUCUAUACCCACAGGAAGGUUUAGAUUUGUUACUGAAUUUGACAUUGGUUGAUUCAGACUAUAGUUAUUGUUUCAAAGGAUUAAUAAUGUUCUUGGUAAUUGCAAUGAUUUCUACCUCCGUAUUGUCUAAUGAGUCUUCUCGUAUUCCAUUCUUAAACGGUGAUAAUUUUUCAAACUGGAAGGACAAAAUCCUUCUGACAUUAGGGUGCAUGGACCUCGGUCUGGCACUCCGAGUGGAUGAACCUCCUAAACCCAUGGACGAUAGUUCCACUACAGAAAAGAGUGCUUAUGAUAAGUGGGAGCAAUCUGAUCGCUUAAGCCUAAUGCUCAUAAAGUCACAUAUCAGCCAGAGCAUUAGGGGUUCAAUCCCACCAUCUGAUAAGGUCAAGAACUACAUGAGGGCUAUUGAAGAGCAAUUUGUUAGUUCUGACAAAGCAUUGACAAGCAACCUAAUGAACAAACUAUCAGGAAUGAAGCAUAACGAUUCUAGGAGUGUGCGCAACCACAUUAUGGAAAUGAGGGACAUUGCAGCUCGUCUUAAGUCCUUAGAGAUUGAGAUUUCUUAG
This is a messenger RNA of Camellia sinensis, 594 nucleotides long. The record is from RefSeq and is a predicted model, not a curated record. Lineage: Eukaryota; Viridiplantae; Streptophyta; Magnoliopsida; Ericales; Theaceae.